UCUGGCUCGCAGGGAGAUUUCGUUCACCCUCGAGUGGUUGAGGAAGCUCGCCUAGCUACCUCUGGGUCCCGCUCUCCUAUCUCCGUUACCCUCGGAAAUAACAAGACGCAGCGCUUCUUCGAUCAGACGGUCCCCGACCUCCACUUCUCACUCACCCUUCAGCCAUCGGAUAGUACCCAGAUGCCUAGGUGCUUCCAUUCCUCCGCAUACUUCGACGUGCUGAAAACCGGGUAUGACUUUAUCCUUGGCACUCCCUGGUCUCGCCGGUUCCGUGGCACAGAGGCUGAAUGGGCGACCGAGACACUCGUUCUCAAAACGAAGUGUGGUCAGACUCAUCGCGUCCCGUUCAUUGGAGCCACGAGCGACACCCCGCCCGACCUACCUCCCCAGGACCCUCGUCCCUCAGGGUCCCACCCCGACAUCGCGUUCACUUCCCCUCGUCAGUUUGCUCACUUCAUACGACAGGAGGACGUCACGUUCUACUCACUGAACGUCAUGGAUCUUCUUCGCUAUAAUCCACUUUGUCCCGAGGUUGAGCUCAUCUCUCUGGAGCCCGAUCCCCCUGACCCUUCCUCCAUCUUCGCGGCUCCCAUCUCUACGUCCACCCGUCAGCCUGCGGAUACCUCCUCCACGUCCCAAGCCUCUGCGCCGUCGACUGUCGAGUCCACAAAUAUGUCUCGUGCCGACGCAGACACUGAGGAACUCACACGGUUCACGACAGACUUAGAGCCGGCCGUUCGCGACCUGAUUCGAGAGUACCGCGACAUCUUUCCCCCGUAUUUCUCAUACAGCGGGAUUCCCCCGAUGCGCGAGGCGACGGAACUCGAGCGUCAGCUUGAGGAGCUCCUUCGACUGGGUUUCAUUAAACCCAGUAACUCCCCAUGGGGUGGACCUGUCCUCUUUGCUCGCAAAGCGGACGGAACUCUCCUCCUCUGCAUCGACUAUCGCGGCCUUAACCGUUACACGGUUAAGAACAGCUAUCCCAUGCCCCGCGCGGAUGAGCUGUUUGAUCGUCUGGCAGGCAACCGCUUCUUCACGAAGAUCGAUCUUCGUAGCGGUUACCACCAGAUCCACGUUGCCACAGAGGAUCAACCGAAGACCGCCUUUCGGUCGCGCUUCGGCCACUACGAGUUCACGGUGAUGCCAUUCGGCCUCACCAAUGCCCCCGCCACCUUCCAGACGACGAUGAACGACGUCUUCAGGGACAUCCUUGAAGACUACAUUCUUGUAUACCUGGACGACAUCUUGGUCUACAGUCGUAUCUUAGAAGACCAUAUCAGACACCUCCGCGAUGUCCUACAGCGCUUACGCAAGCAUGGCUUCUAUGCCAAGCUCAGUAAGUGCCGCUUUGCCCAGCGCAAAGUGGACUUUCUAGGACACCAUGUAUCUGACCAGGGUCUCCACAUGGACGACGCGAAGAUCACUGCUAUUGCAGAGUGGCCCGUCCCCACAUCUGCCAAGCAACUUUGCAGUUUCCUAGGCCUCACCAGCUACUAUAGUAAUUUUAUCCAGGGAUACACUAGUUUCACCACUCAGCCCAUCAAGGGUGAAACGAACCGCGUCGCCAAUGCCUUGUCCCGCCAUCCUGAUCACAAUCAGGAACCCAUCCAUCUUCCUGUCAUCUCCAUCACAACUGUUGAUCAGUCGGUGAUCGACGCGUAUCGCACCCAGUACCGCCACUGCCCCGAUUAUCGCGUCAUCCACACGAUACUGCGGAGUGGCAAGACCGUUCCUUCCUACUCCCUCAGGAAGAACGGCCUCGUGUACUGGCAUGGCAGAUCUGGUCAGCUACAACCAUGUAUCUGUAUUCCCUCCCCCAGACAGCUAAGCGUCCAGGCUGUAGCAGGGUUCCAUGAACAGGCAGUUGCCGGUCAUAUGGGUUUCCACAAGACGUUGGCUCGUGUUUGCCGCCUAUACGUCUGGCCGAAGUCCAAGGACUUUGUCAAAGCCUACAUCCAGGAGUGUCCUACCUGCCAGGAGGUGAACAGUGCGAACCACCUUCCGUAUGGGUUACUUCAACCCCUACCCAUACCGGAGGGUCGUUGGCAGUCCAUCUCGAUGGAUUUCAUUGGUCCCUUCCGCCCACCCACUGAGCGCGGUCAUGAUGCUAUCUUGGUCGUCGUCGAUCGCUUCACGAAGCGUGCACGAUUUGUCCCGUGCCGCUAUCGCAUUAGCGCUCGUGAGGUCGCCGACAUCGUCUUCGACCGAGUCGUGAGAGAUCACGGCCUACCUCAGAGCAUCAUCUCCGACCGUGACCCGCGCUUUACCAGCACAUUCUGGCAACGCCUACACGAGGUGUACGGAUCCCAGCUCCGCUUCUCAUCGUCUUACCACCCUCAGACAGAUGGUCAGACUGAGGUCACCAAUAAAACUCUCGGUAAUAUCCUCCGAAAGUUUGUUAGGGAUGACCGGCAGUGGGACUUACACUUAGCCCACGCGGAGAUUGCGUACACCCACGCUGUUUCGCCAGCCACGGGGAUGUCGCCAUUCUAUUGCGACCUCGACUACCACCCUCGCGUACCCGCGGAUUUCCUACGACCAUCGCGGUUGCGCCCAGACACUCGUUGCCCUGCGCUUGACGACUGGAUCACCCACAUGGCGGCAAUUAUGAAGCGCGCACACGAGAGUUUAGCCGACUCCGAGACUCGCAUGGCCGCACGAGCGAACCGAUCACGAAUGGAUCAUCCAGUCAAAGUCGGUGACGAUGUGCUCGUCGACGCAUGCCACUUACAGCUCGAAGCAGAUACGCUUCGCAAGUUCAGGAGUCGUUUCUUCGGUCCAUGCCGCAUCCUUCAGGCCGUCGGUUUUGAUACUGCUGCUAGUCCGGUCAGCUUCCGUGUGAAGCUACCUGAUUACCUUCGACAGGCUCGUGUACACGAUGUCUCCUUGUUGCGUCCUUAUCGCAGACCGUCCGAGAGCUUCGCCGGACGCCCUUAUGAGCGCCCUCCUCAUGGUGGACGGUCACGAGGAGUUCGUUGUUUCCGACAUCGUAUCACGCCGAGUUACCAACGAUACCCCUCCACGCAUCGAGUACCUUGUGCGUUGGAAGGGCUACCCUGAUGAGGAGGCUACUUGGGAGCCCCUCGAGCACUUGCAGCACGCCAAGA
This is a messenger RNA of Chara braunii, 3107 nucleotides long. The record is from the annotation of a GenBank genome assembly. NCBI's taxonomy places the organism in Eukaryota, Viridiplantae, Streptophyta, Charophyceae, Charales, Characeae.